This is a messenger RNA of Pestalotiopsis fici W106-1, 1287 nucleotides long. RefSeq lists its product as uncharacterized. Bases 1 to 1287 code for a protein of 428 amino acids. Gene Ontology annotation, molecular function: FAD binding. NCBI's taxonomy places the organism in Eukaryota, Fungi, Ascomycota, Sordariomycetes, Amphisphaeriales, Sporocadaceae. The transcript has a single exon. The record is from RefSeq and is a predicted model, not a curated record.
AUGCGUGUCUUGAUUAGCGGAGCUGGAGUCGCAGGGCCAACUCUGGCUUGGUUCCUAGCUAGGACGGGUGCGCAGGUCACGAUUGUGGAAAAGAGCUCCUCGAUACUGCCACACGGGCAAAACAUUGACAUCAAGGACAGCUCGCUGACCAUCAUCAACAAAAUGGGCCUCAUGGACGAGAUUCGACGCUUCAACACAACGGAACAGGGCACCCGAUUCAUUGGCCCGAGCGGACAACCGUUUGCACCCUUUCCUGUCAAAGAGGGCCACAUGUGUAGCCCGUCCUCGGAGUUUGAGAUUCUUCGCGCAGACUUGGCCAAGGUUCUCUACAAUGCCACCAAAGACCAUGCCAAUAUCCAGUAUCUCUUUGGCACCGCGGUCAGCAAGGUCAUUUCCAACAACGACAAGGGGGUCAGGGUCGAACUCUGCAAUGGCGAGGUACACGACUUUGGUCUGUUGGUCGCUGCCGAUGGGCAAUGGUCCAAGUUGCGAAAGCAGUGCUUUGACGCAGACCAGGUCAAGGUGGUCCCUCAAGGCAUGUAUGCCGUCUACUAUACCAUUCCGCGCCUCCCCAGCGACGACAACUGGUGGAACGUCUACGUCGCACCACAAUCCAGGAUCAUCACCCUCCGACCUGACCCGUACGGUACCACUCGAGCCAUGUUUACCCUAGUACCUCGCACCAAGGCCCAGGCAGAGGCUUGGAAAGAGGCUGCCCGGGGUGGCAGACGUGCGCAGCAAGAACUUGUCAAGCUAGAGUUUGCCGGCGCUGGGUGGCAGGCAGAGAGACUGCUAGACAACAUGGGCCAGGCAGAUGACUUUUACUUUCACGUCAUUGAACAGAUUCAAAUGACCAAAUGGUCCAACUCGCGAAUCGUCUGCCUUGGGGAUGCGGCCUAUGCCCCGACACCAUUGACGGGCAUGGGGACUUCGCUGGCCAUAAUAGGGGCCUAUCUACUGGCGGGAGAGUUGAGCAAGCUCGGCAAGGGAGAGCACCCUGACAAGGCACUCCAAGCGUAUGAAGGCAUUUUUCGUCCCUACGUGGAGGAGUCGCAAAAGAUUAUGCCCAUCUUUCCAGGUAUCGCACACCCCGAGGGUCCUCUAGGACGAAGGCUUCUUAAUGGCCUGGUCUGGACCAUUUCCAAGGUUGUUACAAUCCCGUGGCUAGCCAACAGGAGCGUCAACAAGGAUAUCAAGGGUGACAAUUUUCCCUGGCCAGAGUAUGAAGCCUUUGAUGAAAGCUCGACUCGUCGCACUGCGUCGGCGUUGCCUCUACACACACAAUGA